AUGGCUAAGGAAAACCUGGUGGAGCAGCAUGAUGGAAUCAUCAUUGAAGAUAGGAAUGCUGACCAGGUCAAGGGAACGCGGGCCCCCGCCUCGGGGCCGCAGAAACUGAAUGUCCUUGAGAGUUGGGAGCGAGUGCUGAGGCCAGGCCAGAGACAGGACCCCCCAAGAGGGGACGUGAAGGGGAGAAGGAGGUACAGCCGUUGGCACAGACCCGGCGCGCGCGCUGGCUCCCCCGAGCCCAGUGCCGGCGCAGCCCCGCGGCGCCCCGGACACACCCACUGCGCCCUGUCGCCCCGCGUCUGCCCGGCAGCCUGCCGUCCAGCCACAGCCCACGAGGCCGGCAGCGGCCAGGCAGCGCAGGGCGCGCGGAACGCGCGGCGGGCUCUGCUCACCUGGCGGUCCGCGUCCGGGAGCGGCCGGCGGCCGCCUAGCCUCACCCGUGCCUGGUUCUCGGCGCCGGGCAGCGCCGCCGCCCCGCGCCCGCCCUGCACGGACUCCGCUGCUACCCAGUUCCUUGUCGGACUGCGCGGGCGGCCAGCGGCUCGGAAUCCACAGUCCACCUCAGUAUGCAAGAGAAUAUCUAUAGCCCCAAGCUCCGGGGACAUAAGCAACCUUGUUUGUAGACAGAAUAUCAGGCUUUCCCAUGAAGUAUCGGAGAGUUUUCAGGCUACAUUUUGGUUUAUCUAA
Molecule: messenger RNA, 687 nt
Organism: Orycteropus afer afer
Lineage: Eukaryota; Metazoa; Chordata; Mammalia; Tubulidentata; Orycteropodidae
Source: RefSeq, a predicted model, not a curated record